GACUCGGUAGAGUCAUGGAAGCAGAAUGUGCACUGCCGUUUCCAAGGCAACCGCCUCUUAAGUGUUGGGGCUGGACGUUAUUUGAAACUACUUUACAGGGAGGAAGUGACCAACUUGGCGACAACAGCGAGGUCUCUUCUGUGCGUUAAAGGUUUGUUUUAUGGAGAUGGAAUCAGAGGAUCUCGGGCCUGAGAUGGCUUUAGACAAGGACCCCCAAAAAUUGACAGUAGAAGAUGUUUAUGACAUUUCACAUGUAAUUGGCCAGGAUCUACUGAAAAUAAAUAAAGAAGGUCACAGGGUGUCAGAACUUGUAUCAAGUCUUCAAUUUAAGAUUGUUCGUGUUUUGGAAGUACUGGAAGUUUUGGUGAACCAGUCAAGUCUUACAGUCGAAGAGCUAAAGAUGGAGAAGGACAACCUGAAAGCUGAAGUGGAAAGGCUGAUGAGAGACCGUAAUGAAACAGAUACGUCAAGCUUAGGACCAGAUAAAAUGGUUAUAGACCUCACCGACCCAAACCGCCCCCGGUUCACGCUGCAGGAGCUGAGAGAUGUUCUUCAAGAACGAAACAAGUUAAAAGUUCAGCUAUUGGUUGCACAAGAUGAGCUGCAAUGCUACAAAAGUGGUAUUGCUCCCCCAACAGAGGACCAAAUCAUAACAUUAGAACAGGAAUCGGUAAUAACAACCUCUCCACGAGUAAAUGAAAGGAGCAAAAGGAAGUCUUCCGUCAAACAGCUGUUUUCAUUUAAACAAGAGAAGGAAACAUAACAUACUUGUUGCGGCUUUUUUAUUAUUAUUAUUAAUGUAUAUGGACUUUUAAAGUAUGCUAUUGGAAGGUCACACUUUUAUCCAUGGAUAUAUGGAUGUAUGGAUGUAUAAAUAUAUCAGGUGUCACAUAUGUCACUCACCUACCACAAUCAUGUGGUAAACAAGAUGUGGAAAUAAAGUAUGUAGAAGAUUGCAUUUUUAAUGAAAAACUAUAUAAACCUGCCCUGGUACUGAAUAUCCCUGAAAUAAUUGCUUUUUUUAUUGGAACAGAUCAAGCUUGGGCACUGGGCAGUAGUAAGCAUUGUACAUACCCAAGGGUAUACACAGUUAAUCAUACACAUUAUAUAUUGAAAAUAAUUGCUUAUUGAAUAUUUUUUUAUUCAACUGAUUUAAACAUGGAGGUGUUUUGCUGAACAGUAUUGGUGAAAAACCCACUUUUAUAGAAAUAUAGAUCAAUUUAAUACAUUGUAAGUCAAAUUGCUCUCCAAAGCAUUAUCUGUACCUUGCAAUGACAAUAGUAUAUAUUCUGCAUGAAAAAAUAUCCUAGACAAAUCAUAUAAUAAAAAUCUGAAAAUUUCAA
Molecule: messenger RNA, 1343 nt
Organism: Spea bombifrons (plains spadefoot toad)
Lineage: Eukaryota; Metazoa; Chordata; Amphibia; Anura; Pelobatidae
Gene: RILPL2
Product: Rab interacting lysosomal protein like 2
Exons: 5
Coding region: 161-763 (200 amino acids)
Biological process (GO): cilium assembly
Cellular component (GO): cytoplasm; ciliary basal body
Molecular function (GO): protein dimerization activity
Source: RefSeq, a predicted model, not a curated record